AUGCUGAUGCACGUCUUACUGUGCGUCGCCACUUACCGACCAUUGAGCGUGCGCACUUUAGCCAUCACCCGGCUCCCUGACUCCCUUCGCUUAGUCAGGGACCACUUCCUCUCAGUUUGCCCCACCAAACUCACCGUUGACCUCCUCAAGGAGCGCCUCCUAGUAGCAAAGAAAAGCAUAGUCGCUGUAGGAGCCUCUCGUGGUGACCCUCGCACCCCCGUCUUUGAGGGGUGUUCUCCCUCCCCCCUCUUGCCCUCUGUUGCUUCUGCUGCUGCGGCCGACCUCGUUGGCUUUGAGUCGGUCGGCGCUGCCCCUAGCGCGUCUGCCCCUAGCGCGAAGCGCCGCACCGGCAAGGGCAAGGGGGGCAAGGGCGUUGGGGGGGCUAGUGGGGGCGGUGGAGGUGGUGGUGGAGGCAGUGGAGGGGGUGGGGGUGGUGGUGGGUGUGGUGGCGAGGGCGGAGGUGUCGGUGGCAGCAGUGGAGGCGGAGGAGGCGGCGGUGGUGUCGGAGGGAGCGGAGGCGGCGGAGGUGGUGGAGGUGGCGGAGGUGGCGGAGGCAACGGUGGAGCUGGUCGCGGCUCUGCGCAGAGGAGUGGCUCCGGUGGUGGUCCGCGCCAGCAGCAGCAGCACGGUCGUGAGACCCUGUCCCCUCAGCAGCUUCGUGAGUGGUACGCUGGGCGUCAGCGGGGUGGGGGUACUGGUCCCUGCACCUAA
Molecule: messenger RNA, 711 nt
Organism: Closterium sp. NIES-65
Lineage: Eukaryota; Viridiplantae; Streptophyta; Zygnematophyceae; Desmidiales; Closteriaceae
Source: the annotation of a GenBank genome assembly